UUAUCUCUGUCAGAUGGCGAGAGAAUUACAUCUGUUAUUCCUGUGAGUGAGUUUGCUGGAGAUCAGUUUUUACUAAUGCUUACGGUGAAUGGCUACAUAAAGAAGGUGUCUUUGAGUUCUUUUUCAUCAAUCAGGUCAACCGGAAUCAUAGCAAUUCAAUUGGUCCCUGGUGAUGAGCUGAAAUGGGUCCGUUGCUGCACAAAUGAUGACCUUGUAGCGAUGGCAUCCCUAAACGGAAUGGUCAUCUUAUGUUCGUCUGAUAUUAUUCGAGCCCUAGGCAGGAACACUAGGGGUUCUGUAGCCAUGCGACUUAAAGAAGGCGAUAAGAUGGCAAGCGUAGACAUUAUACCAGCAGCUAUGCGGAAAGACUUGGAGAGGGUGUCAGAAGCACCAGAAAGCACGGCUAGAAGUCUGAAAGGCCCGUGGUUGUUGUUUGUGUCUGAGAAUGGAUAUGGAAAGCGUGUUCCCUUGAGCAGAUUUCACUCUUCCCGUCUGAACAGAGUGGGUCUGAUAGGUUACAAGUUUUCUGCGGAGGACCGAUUGGCAGCAGUUUUUGUGGUUGGAUUCUCUGUGGCAGAGGAUGGUGAAAGUGAUGAACAAGUGGUCCUAGUAAGCCAAAGUGGUACUGUGAAUAGAAUUAAGGUGCGGGAUAUCUCAAUACAGUCCCGCUAUGCAAGGGGUGUUAUUUUGAUGCGACUCGAUCUUGCUGGAAAAAUUCAGUCUGCUUCGUUAAUAUCAGCAACAGAUGAGGUGCCAGAGAUUGAAGUUGAUGAUGAAGCUGUAAUUCAUGGUUAAGUAGAUGUAGAUCCAGCUAGACUAACAUGUUUUAACUGGGAACACUACAUUAUGAUCUUCAUUUUUGUCAUAUGAAUGAAGGCUUCGUUUUGGUGCAUCAUCCAGCACAUCAUCUAAAUGAGCCUGAAAUGAAGUCUUUUUAGCGGUUUAGGUGGAACAUAGACUGCGGUGGAAGUCAUUUUGGUCGCAUUGUCAACCUCGUCAUCAUCUCUAGGCGAUAUGAAAUUUCACCGACCAUUUUGCUUUGUAGGCUGUAUAGUAAUGCAAAUCUGUACAGAUAAUAGUUCUAUAAAUUUGAGAUGAUUCUAAUGAGAAUAGUGUAUUGAAACUUUC
Molecule: messenger RNA, 1128 nt
Organism: Rosa rugosa (rugosa rose)
Lineage: Eukaryota; Viridiplantae; Streptophyta; Magnoliopsida; Rosales; Rosaceae
Product: DNA gyrase subunit A, chloroplastic/mitochondrial-like
Exons: 7
Coding region: 76-795 (239 amino acids)
Biological process (GO): DNA topological change
Cellular component (GO): DNA topoisomerase type II (double strand cut, ATP-hydrolyzing) complex; cytoplasm
Molecular function (GO): ATP binding; DNA binding; DNA topoisomerase type II (double strand cut, ATP-hydrolyzing) activity
Source: RefSeq, a predicted model, not a curated record